This is a messenger RNA of Sphaeramia orbicularis (orbiculate cardinalfish), 976 nucleotides long. RefSeq names its product dicarbonyl/L-xylulose reductase (gene dcxr). Gene Ontology annotation, biological process: xylulose metabolic process; glucose metabolic process. The coding region runs from base 144 to 878 and encodes 244 amino acids. Gene Ontology annotation, molecular function: L-xylulose reductase (NADPH) activity; carbonyl reductase (NADPH) activity. The transcript has 9 exons. The record is from RefSeq and is a predicted model, not a curated record. NCBI's taxonomy places the organism in Eukaryota, Metazoa, Chordata, Actinopteri, Kurtiformes, Apogonidae.
GACCCCAGACUGGAACCGACACCGAGCAGCCUUCACAGACCCGAACAGACCCGGAGGACCGAACCGAGUCCGACCAGGACCUCACAGCUGAGUUUGGUGAUAUAAGCGGACCUGGACCUGGACCUGGACCUGGAUCUGGACUCAUGGAGAUUUCAUUCGCAGGAAAACGGGCUCUGGUGACCGGAGCAGGAAAAGGGAUCGGCAGGGCCACGGCUCUGGCUCUGGAUCGCUGUGGGGCAAAGGUCAUGGCGGUCACACGGACACAGGCCGACCUGGACAGCCUGGUUCAGGAGCGUCCGUCCAUCGUCCCUCUGUGUGUUGACCUGUCAGACUGGGCGGCCACAGCGGCGGCCCUUCAGGAUGUGGGCCCCAUCGAUCUGCUGGUCAACAACGCCGCCUACGCCAGUCUGCAGCCUUUUCUGGAUGUCACCCCAGACCAGUUUGACCAGUCAUUCAAUGUGAAUGUGAAAGCUGUGCUGCAUGUGUCUCAGAUCGUGGCUGGUGCCAUGAAGGCCAGAGGAUCGGGGGGUUCCAUCGUCAACGUGUCCAGUCAGGCAUCCCAGUGCGCCCUCAGGGACCAUGCAGUCUACUGUGCCACUAAAGGAGCCUUGGACAUGUUGACCAAGGUGAUGGCCCUGGAGCUGGGACCCCAUCAGAUUCGUGUGAACAGUGUGAACCCCACAGUGGUGAUGACUGAGAUGGGCCGACUGGGCUGGAGCGAUCCCAACAAAUCCAAGACCAUGAUGUCCCGCAUCCCCCUGGGACGCUUUGCAGAGGUGGAGGACGUGGUCAACAGUAUUUUGUUCCUGCUCAGUGAUAAGAGUAACAUGACCAAUGGAGUCACUCUGCCGGUGGAUGGAGGCUUCCUGUCCUGCUGACACCGACUCAGAGGAAACGACCGACAGAGCAGUGAGCAGCUUCAUUUCAUUCAUUCAAUAAACUUUGUCACUGCACCUCCACUGUACAUGUUCCUGUG